Linum trigynum is the source of this 3670-nucleotide messenger RNA. The record is from the annotation of a GenBank genome assembly. Lineage: Eukaryota; Viridiplantae; Streptophyta; Magnoliopsida; Malpighiales; Linaceae.
CAUCAUCACCAUACUCAUUCUAAUUACUAUCUCUUCAUCAAAACAGCCUAAUUUUCCCUCGCUCAUCACCAUGGAUUUCAGAGGAUCACUCCCACCUCAAAAAGCACUCCCACCUCCAAGAGCUCCCAUGCCUCCUCCAAGUAGGCAGCUAAUGAGAGGUGGUGGUGGUGGUUAUGGAGAACAACAACAGCACCGUGGUGGUGGCAACAUGAUGAUGAUGAGCGACGACAAUGUGAUGAUGAAGCAGAUUGCAGCCACUCAUGCACCUGAUGGCAGGGAAGUUGAUGUCAAGCCUUUGCUGGUCCUUGUGGAAGACAUUCUCAACCGUGCAACUCUGCAAGUUGAUACCACUCUCUCGCCAAUCCAAGCUAAGAACGAGAUAGAGGACAAGGCAUACCAGAUCAAUCAAGUCAGCAUGCUGGAAGCACUCUCUUACACCAUUGAUCGAGUUUCGAAAGAGAUUGCAUACAAGGCAUUAGGAGGAGCAGAUGCUCACUCAACAACAGUAGCCAUCUUCGAGACACUAGCAAGCUUCCCAUGGGAUGCCAAGCUGGUCCUAACCCUAGCAGCUUUUGCACUCCACUAUGGAGAGUUCUGGCUCCUUGCACAGAUCUACUCAUCAAACCAGCUUGCAAAGGCCAUGGCCACACUGAGGCAGCUGCCCAUGAUCAUGGAGCAUUCUGGCCCGCUGAAGCCGAGGUUCGAUGCACUCAACAAGCUCAUCAAGGCCAUGGUGGAAGUGACUAGGUGUAUGGUUCAGUUCAAGGAGCUUCCACCUAGUUACAUCUCUGAGGAUGUGCCAGCUUUGACCCAGGCCAUGACCCAUAUCCCAACAGCUGUUUAUUGGACCAUUAGGAGUGUUGUGGCUUGUGCUAAUCAGAUCACUCUUCUCACUACCAUGGGACACGAAUAUGCACUUUCAACAACUGAGGCUUGGGAGCUGUCUUCUCUUGAGCACAAGCUGACCAACAUUUGUGACCAUUUGAAGCAACAAUUGGGAAGUUGCUACCAACACAUAGAUGACAAGAAGAAUGUGGAAACAUUCAGGAUGCUGGUGGAGCUAUUUGAAAUGACGCACAUUGACAACAUGAAGAUUCUGAAGGCCCUAAUUCAUGCAAGGGAUGACCCCAUGCCAAUAGUUGAUGGUUCUACCAAGAGAAAGGUUACCCUGGAGGUGCUAAGGAGGAAGAAUGUCCUCCUCCUGAUCUCAGACCUCAACAUCUCCCACGACGAGCUCUCGAUCCUCGAGCAGAUCUACAACGAGUCGAGGAUCCACACCACGAGGCUGGACAGCCAGUACGAGGUGAUCUGGAUCCCCGUCGUGGACCCAUCGAUCGUGUGGACCGAGGCGAUGCACAAGCAGUUCGAGACCUUGCAGUCGACGAUGCCCUGGUACACCGUCAGCCACCCUAGCGUGAUCGAGAAGGCGGUGGUCAGGUACAUCAGGGAGAAGUGGCACUUCAGGAACAAGGCUAUCUUGGUGGUGCUUGAUCCACAAGGUAGGGUUGUUUCCCCCAAUGCCAUCCACAUGAUGUGGAUUUGGGGCAGCAAUGCUUUCCCUUUCACCAGCUUGAGGGAGGAGUCUCUUUGGAGGGAAGAGGCAUGGCGGCUUGAGCUCUUGGUCAAUGGGAUUGACCCCAUGAUCCUCAACUGGAUCAAGGACGGCAAGUACAUCUUCCUCUACGGCGGAGACGACGUAGAAUGGGUCAGGAAAUUCACCAACACGGCCCGAGCAGUCGCAGUAGCCUCGCGGAUCCCUCUGGAAAUGGCCUACGUGGGGAAGAGCACGAAGAAAGAGCUCGUCCGCCGCGUCCUGGCCACCAUCACCGUGGAGAAGCUGAGCUACUUCUGGCAGGACCCGACCAUGAUCUGGUUCUUUUGGACGCGCCUGGAGAGCAUGCUGUUCAGCAAGAUCCAGCAGGGCAAGCUCGACGACCAUGACCCGAUGAUGCUGGAGAUCAAGAAGCUGCUGAGCUACGACAAGGAAGGAGGGUGGGCCGUUUUGAGCAAAGGGUCGAACAUCAUAUCGAAUGGACAUGGCAACACGGUGCUGACGACUCUGGUGGAGUACGAUCUGUGGAAGGAAGAGAUUCCGGUGAAGGGUUUCGAUCUGGCUUACGAUGAUCAUCACAAGAAGGUCCAUGGGGUGACUUACCCUUGUUGCAGGUUCGAGUUUCCUAAUACUGCGGGGAGGAUUCCUGAAGGGAUGAAGUGUCCUGAGUGUCAUAGGUAUAUGGAGAAGUACACCACUUUCCUGUGUUGCCAUGAUGAAGGGCAUCCUACUGCCUCGCCGUUUCGAGGGGAGUUGUAGAGGACGAUAUGGCGUUUGAGAAGUGAUGAAUGUGGCUGGUGGUGGUUGGAGUAGUACUAAAAUAAAGAAGAUGGUGGAAGAGAGCUAUAUAAUGCAUGGAUGCUUGCUGUAUGGUUUGCAUUCAUGGAGGUUUUUUACAAUAUAUUUAUUGCAGUUUUCAAGUGUUUUUUAGUUAAUGGUUUCAGUCAUGUUGUAACUUGCCAAUGGCGGUUCAUGUGAUGGAAUUGAUUGAUGAAUAAAAGUAAUAUCUGAAUGGACGAUGAAUACUGAUGGAUCGAUUUGACCUAAUUGUUUCAUUUUGAGACAAUAUUGAUUAAAUUGACCCGUUUGGCGGCACAUAAUUUGGAUAAAGUAAUUUGGCUUGAGAAAUUUCAAAUUGACUCGUUUGAAAGCAAUUACAAUUGUACGAGAUACAUCCAAGCGACCCCAUCUCUGUAUAACUCAAAGCUUAUUUUUAAAAUAUUUUCUUUCUUAAAAUGAAAUUUUAUAAAUAUUUGCAUUGAAAAAACACAUCGAUUAUAUAUACUCAAUAAAAUUCAUUUUGUUAUAUUUUCAUAAAAAGAAGUUAAACCUUUAAAAAUACGGAUUUGAUGUCAUUUUUAUUACACUACCAUACAUGAUCUUACAAGCCACUAUAGUAAGACUAAGACUAACAAACGUUGUCUUACCAUUGUCAUAUACUCAUUAUGAUAUUACCAUUAAUUAAUUAAUUAAAGCCGCUAGUAAUUAAAAAGUAGGGACACUGUUCCAUACGAUAAUCUCGCCUACAAUUCUACUGUUGAUAAAAGUACUUUUUCCCUGCGGGCAUGUGUACUUAACUUCAAUUUGGCAUAAAUCAUUAGAGGCUGGCCGAAAGUUUCCUUUGUUUAGGGCAUGGAAAUAUAUUUUUAUUUUUAAUAUUUAAUUACAUAUGAUAUUAUUGUCACUUGAUUGCAUUAUUAAAUCGCACAUCAUGAAAUAUUUACGUAACGUUGUUCUAUUAUAGUUACGUACAUUAUAAUAUUUAAUCACAUAUGAUUUUUUUUUGUCACUUGAUUGCAUUAUUAAAUCGCACAUCAUGAAAUAUUUACGUAACGCGGUUCUAUAGUUACAUACAUUACAUUAUAAAUGCAUUAUGUAAAACUUAUUGGUACCAAUUAAACUGUUUUAUCAUACUUACAUAAAUUACAAAUGCAUUACAUAUAUCUUAAGGUAUAUCUUAAGGAGAGAUGGAUAUUUCUAAUGUAUCAAUUAAACAAAUAUGUAUUAUAUUAUAUAUGAAUUACAUAUAUCUACAUUUUAAAGAAGAUUACCACGUGUGCAUAUCCAUCAAAUCCACUUUAGUUAUUUUUAAUAUUUUAAUAAAAUGUGAUAUUUUUU